Molecule: messenger RNA, 2226 nt
Organism: Micropterus salmoides (largemouth bass)
Lineage: Eukaryota; Metazoa; Chordata; Actinopteri; Centrarchiformes; Centrarchidae
Gene: pde9a
Product: phosphodiesterase 9A
Exons: 19
Coding region: 237-1766 (509 amino acids)
Biological process (GO): cGMP catabolic process
Molecular function (GO): 3',5'-cyclic-GMP phosphodiesterase activity
Source: RefSeq, a predicted model, not a curated record
UAGCGAGGUGACAGAGCGGAGAGAGAGCGGGAGAAAAAGUCAUAGAAUAGAAAGAGAGUUUGUGUCGGUGUGUUUCACAGACUGCCAUUCAGGUGGGAUACUGUCGGACCGCUGACCCCACUUUCACCCCCCCCCCGUUUGUUUAACGGCAGUGGCGGUGGACCGGAGCCUGGACACGGAGCCAGGAACAGGAACCGCAGAGCGACGUACCAAAGCCGGGGAGCGGAUAGGGGACCAUGGGCUCCGCUUCGUCCUCCUAUCGGGUCAUCUACCUGGAAGUGGACGGCAGGAUUCAGAAGGUGGUGUUUAGUAGAUUCUGCAGCCCCUGUGACAUAAAGGAGCUCUUCUGUACAGCCCUAGGUGUGCCAAGGAACACAAAUCUUUCUCUGUUGGAUUCGUCCGGAGCCAUGGUAUCCAUCGACCCCACCAUGCCACACAACACAGAGAGGUCACCGUACCGAGUGGUGCCUAUGACUGGAGGACAGCUUGCUGAUAAAGAGGAACUCUUUCAGAAUGUGCUGACGCAAGUAGCAGAGCAGUUUUCAAGGGCGUUCAAGAUCAAUGAGCUGAAGACCGAGGUCACAAACCGUCUUGCCAUGUUGGAGAAGAGAGUAGAGCUGGAGGGGAUGAAGGUGGUGGAGAUUGAGAAAUGUCGCAACGACAUCAAGAAACUCCGUGAGGAGAUGGCAUCCAGAAACAACAGUAACUUCCUGGAAGACAAUAAGAAGCUGACUCCUCGCAGAGACGUACCCUCCUACCCAAAGUACCACCUGUCUAAGGAGACAGUAGCAGCUCUAAGAUUGCCUUCAUUCGAUGCUUGGCAGUGGGAACCCAAUGAGAUGCUGAGCUGUCUGGAACAUAUGUACCAUGACCUGGGCUUGGUCAAAGACUUCAACAUCAACCCCAUUACACUCAAGAGAUGGCUGCUUUGUAUUCAUGACAACUACAAGAAUAACCCCUUCCACAACUUCCGCCACUGUUUCUGUGUCACCCAGAUGAUGUACAGCAUGAUCUGCCUCUGCAGCCUACAGGAGAAGUUCACUCAGGUCGACAUUUUGAUUCUCAUGACAGCUGCUGUGUGUCAUGAUCUUGAUCACCCCGGAUUCAACAACACGUACCAAAUUAACGCCAGAACAGAGCUAGCGGUUCGCUACAACGACAUCUCUCCUCUGGAGAACCACCACUGUGCUGUUGCCUUCCAGAUCUUCUCUCAGCCCGACUGCAACAUCUUCUCCAACUUUGACCCAGAGGCCUUUAAACAGAUAAGACAGGGAGCCAUCACACUGAUCCUGGCCACAGACAUGGCAAGACACGGUGAGAUCCUGGACUCCUUCAAGCAAAAAGUCGACAAUUUUGACUACACAGAUGAGGAGCACGUCACCUGUCUGAAGAUGGUGCUUAUCAAAUGCUGCGACAUCUCCAACGAGGUGCGGCCCAUGGAGGUGGCUGAGCCCUGGGUUGACUGCCUACUGGAGGAGUACUUCAUGCAGAGUGACAGGGAGAAGGCUGAGGGGCUUCCUGUGGCUCCGUUCAUGGAUAGAGAAAAGGUCACCAAGCCGACUGCUCAGAUCGGCUUCAUUAAGUUCGUCCUCAUCCCCAUGUUUGAGACUGUGAUGAAGCUGUUCCCACAGAUUGAGGAGGCGAUGGUGCAGCCACUCAGAGAAUCAAGGGAUCGAUAUGAAGAACUCAAGCAGAUUGAUGAUGCCAUGAAUGAGGUGCAGAAAAAGAAAAGUGAGAACUUGACCAUGGGAGGGAAGAAGAAGUAAACAUUUUUGAAAAGCACCAGUGAGGGUAGAGCACGAGAGUGAAGCAGUGUGACGUACAAUAAACUGGAGUUGUCAAACACGUUGUUCAGUUACGGGCUUUCCAUCACACUGUCCUCUCCUCUUCGACUGUUGAAGAGCAGAGGACCAGCAGGAUUUGUAAUCAGGAAAAAUCAAGAAGAUUUCCAGUCUGUCACGGAACAGUGAUGGGAGUGGGUCUGAGAGCUCUGAGACAGCAUUACAAACUACUGAUGGACUCAAGGACAACAUGGACAAUCCAAAGCUUUUUUCAGGAAAUGUCAACAUUUGUACAGCACAGACUACUUCAGUGAACAAUAUUUAGAUAGGCAUCUUGCAUGGUUUUUUAUUUGAAAUGUGUUGUUUUUUACAAUUUGUACAGAUAUUUAGUGACCCUUGUACUUUCCUACAAAAAAUAAAAGGAUUACUUUAAUUGCAAAAUCUA